Messenger RNA from Mus musculus (house mouse), 938 nucleotides. It is a transcript of the gene Or4f60, whose product is annotated as olfactory receptor family 4 subfamily F member 60. The record is from RefSeq and is marked validated. Gene Ontology annotation, molecular function: G protein-coupled receptor activity; olfactory receptor activity. Bases 3 to 938 code for a protein of 311 amino acids. NCBI's taxonomy places the organism in Eukaryota, Metazoa, Chordata, Mammalia, Rodentia, Muridae. The transcript has a single exon. Gene Ontology annotation, biological process: G protein-coupled receptor signaling pathway; detection of chemical stimulus involved in sensory perception of smell; signal transduction. Gene Ontology annotation, cellular component: membrane; plasma membrane.
CAAUGAAGAGGGUGAAUCAUUCUGUGACAUCAGAGUUUGUGUUCCUGGGACUCACAAACUCCUGGAAUAUCCAACUGCUGCUCUUUCUGUUAUCCUCAGUGUUGUAUGUGGCAAGCAUGAUGGGAAACUGUCUCAUAAUUUUCACUGUGGCUUCUGACCCUCAGCUACAUUCUCCUAUGUACUUUCUUCUGUCUAACCUCUCCUUCAUUGAUAUAGGUAUUUCUUCUGCCACUUCACCCAAGAUGAUUUAUGACUUAUUCAAAAAGAACAAAGUCAUCUCCUUUAGAGGUUGUAUUAUUCAAAUCUUCUUCAUCCAUGCAAUUGGGGGUGUGGAGAUGGUGCUACUCAUUGCCAUGGCCUUUGAUAGAUAUGUGGCCAUAUGUAAGCCUCUUCAUUACCUGACCAUGAUGAGCCCCCAGAUGUGCAUCUUCUUUUUAAUUACUGCCUGGGUAGUUGGUCUUAUGCACUCUGUGAUACAACUGGUUUUCAUAGUAAAUUUACCUCUCUGUGGUCAGCUAUUGGACAGCUUCUACUGUGACCUUCCUCAAUUCAUCAAACUUGCUUGCAUGGACACAUAUAGACUGGAAUUAAUGGUCUCAAUCAGUAGUGGAUUCAUGUCUGUGGCUUUCUUCUUCAUACUGAUCAUUUCCUAUGUUGUCAUCAUAUUUACUGUUCUGAAACACUCUUCAAGUGGUUCCUACAAAGCGCUGUCUACACUUUCAGCUCACGUGACUGUAGUAGUCUUAUUCUUUGGUCCUGCCAUAUUUUUCUAUACAUGGCCUUCUUCCUCUACACACCUGGAUAAGUUUCUGGCCCUAUUUGAUGCAGUUGUUACUCCCUUUUUGAACCCUGUGAUCUACACAUUGAGGAAUCAAGAAAUGAAGAUGGCAAUGAGGAGAGUAUUCAGACAUCUAAUGGGCUAUAGACAAAUCUCUUGA